GCCUUUCCGGGAAUAGUCCUCAGCCUUCUCCCUCCAGCCGGAAGAGCCCCCUGAGCCUGAGCCCUGCAUUUCAGGUGACUCUGGGCCCAGCUGAGCAGGGCUCAUCCCCUCUCCUGAGCCCUGUCCUUAGCGAUGCUGGUGGAGCCAGGAUGGACGACGAGCUGCUGAAACACAAGCGCAUGCCGGCAGACAAGGCCUAUUUCAUAGCAAAGGAGAUUCUCUCUACAGAACGAACAUACCUGAAGGAUUUAGAAGUUAUUACCGUGUGGUUCCGCAGUGCGGUGGUCAAGGAGGACGCCAUGCCUGCAGCCCUGAUGACCCUGCUCUUCUCCAACAUCGAUCCUGUCUAUGAGUUCCACAGAGGUUUCCUGCGUGAGGUGGAACAGAGGCUGGCACUCUGGGAAGAGCCCUCCAAUGCUCACACAAAAGGCAGUCAUCAACGAAUUGGGGACAUCCUGCUCAGAAACAUGUGUCAGUUAAAGGAGUUUACCAUUUACUUCCAAAGACAUGAUGAGGUCCUGACGGAACUGGAAAAAGCCACCAAACGCUUUAAGAAGCUAGAGACAGUGUACAAAGAGUUUGAGCUCCAGAAAGUCUGCUACUUGCCUCUCAACACGUUCCUGCUGAAGCCCAUCCAGCGGCUGGUACACUAUCGCCUGCUGCUCAGCCGGCUGUGUGGGCACUACUCACCGGGGCACCGUGACUAUGCUGACUGCCACGGUGCCCUGAAGGCCAUCACAGAGGUGACCUCCACACUCCAGCACAGCCUUGUCCGGCUAGAGAACCUCCAGAAGCUGACGGAGCUGCAGCGGGACCUGGUCGGCAUAGAGAACCUCAUCACUCCUGGCAGGGAGUUUAUCCGUGAGGGCUGCCUUCACAAGCUCACCAAGAAGGGCCUGCAGCAGAGGAUGUUCUUUCUGUUCUCAGAUAUGUUGCUGUAUACAAGCAAAGGUGUCACAGGAACCAGCCACUUCCGGAUCCGGGGCCUCCUUCCGCUCCGGGGCAUGCUGGUAGAAGAAAGUGAGAAUGAGUGGUCCGUUCCGCACUGUUUCACCAUUUAUGCCGCUCAGAAAACAAUCGUGGUGGCAGCCAGCACGCGGCUGGAAAAGGACAAGUGGAUGCUCGACCUGAACUCCGCGAUCCGAGCAGCCGAGCGCAGCGGGGAAACGUCCCUGGAGCUGCCAGGCGGCACAGUGUGCACUCGUCCCCCCAGAUCCUCCGACGAGAUCUCUCUGGAACAGGAGUCGGAAGAAGAUGCUCGGGGCGCCCGUGGUACCUUGGAGGGGCAGGGCCAGCACCGGGCCAACACCACGAUGCAUGUGUGCUGGUACCGGAACACCAGUGUGUCCAGGGCCGACCACAGUGCAGCUGUCGAGAACCAGCUUUCAGGAUACCUGUUGAGAAAGUUCAAAAACAGCAACGGCUGGCAAAAGCUCUGGGUGGUUUUUACCAACUUCUGCUUGUUCUUCUACAAAACUCAUCAGGAUGACUACCCCCUGGCCAGCCUCCCACUGCUGGGCUACAGUGUCAGUGUUCCCAAGCAGGCCGAUGGCAUCCACAAAGACUAUGUUUUCAAGCUCCAGUUCAAAUCCCACGUCUACUUCUUCCGAGCCGAGAGCAAGUACACAUUUGAAAGGUGGAUGGAGGUGAUCGAGAAGGCAAGCAGCUCGCCCGGGAGGCCCCCAAGCCUGGUACAGGACUGUCCACAUCCGUCUGCAGGGCUGGAGGGGACGGCCAGGGGGAAGGAGGAGUGAAGCUCACCCUGCACAGAGAACACAUCACAGAGAACUGUGGAUGUGAUGGCAGCUGUCGUCCUCAGACUGAGCUGAGGAACCAGCACAGUCACUUAUCCUGAGUCCUCCCGACAGACUGGAGGCAGCUGUGGCCUCGCCGGGUUCCCAUCGGUACUGACAGUGUGGGUGGGCCUCACAGUGACAUCUGUGGAGGGCUUUGUCCCCGUCAAGGCCCAGCACAGGCCUGUGGCCAUUUGGUGCACCAGGAAGGACACACCGGCCCCUGGCUCAAAGGCUGUGGGCAGGGCCUGGGUGCCCUGCUGAGGACUCGCCUAGAAGAAGUGGGGCAGGCAGCCCCCGCCUCCAGGUCCCCUCAGACCACAGCUGCCCUCAGGCCCAGAGCAGGCACUCCUGCUGCCUGGGAGGGGCUGAGAGUCCCAAGUUGCCAAGCAGUCCUGCCCUUCAGUCUGGGUGAACCAAGUGGCAGCCUGGGGUUGGGGCACAAGGACAGUGGGACUUCUGAUGGGACCAUGGUCAAGGCCUGGCCUGCAUGUCACAGCUAAAUGAGUCCAGCAGCAGGCGCUCUGGUUCCACCCCCCAUACCUCUGAAAAAGCAGAAACCAAAGUCCCCCUGCGGCCCUGGGAUGGUGAGGGCCUCUAAUUUAUGAGCACCCCAGCGUUCCCUACCAAUUGGGAGCAGACGCGUGACUCCUCUUUGUUCACAUGUGUGAUUAAACAUAACGUUGUCUCCUU
Messenger RNA from Galeopterus variegatus (Sunda flying lemur), 2486 nucleotides. RefSeq names its product FERM, RhoGEF and pleckstrin domain protein 2 (gene FARP2). Gene Ontology annotation, molecular function: guanyl-nucleotide exchange factor activity. Lineage: Eukaryota; Metazoa; Chordata; Mammalia; Dermoptera; Cynocephalidae. The transcript is spliced from 14 exons. The record is from RefSeq and is a predicted model, not a curated record. The annotation marks the transcript as partial.